UGACGGGCCAGCUGGGGGAGGUGAUGAAGGAGAGCGCCCGCAUCGCCUACACCUUCGCCAGGGCCUUCCUGAUGCAGCACGAGCCCGACAACGACUACCUGGUGGCCUCCCACAUCCACCUGCACGUGCCCGAGGGCGCCACCCCCAAGGACGGCCCCAGCGCCGGCUGCACCAUCGUCACGGCCCUGCUGUCCCUGGCCACGGACAGGCCCGUGCGCCAGAACCUGGCCAUGACCGGCGAGGUCUCCCUCACGGGCAAGAUCCUGCCUGUGGGUGGCAUCAAGGAGAAGACCAUCGCG
Carlito syrichta (Philippine tarsier) is the source of this 299-nucleotide messenger RNA. RefSeq names its product lon protease homolog, mitochondrial-like. NCBI's taxonomy places the organism in Eukaryota, Metazoa, Chordata, Mammalia, Primates, Tarsiidae. The annotation marks the transcript as partial. Gene Ontology annotation, biological process: chaperone-mediated protein complex assembly; proteolysis; mitochondrion organization. The transcript has 2 exons. Gene Ontology annotation, molecular function: serine-type endopeptidase activity; ATP-dependent peptidase activity; ATP binding. The record is from RefSeq and is a predicted model, not a curated record. Gene Ontology annotation, cellular component: mitochondrial matrix.